AAACUCAUGCACUCUCUCCUCUCUUAUUUCUUUCUGUUAAACUCUCUUUUCUCUUUCGAUUUCGUUCAACAAUGGCACCAAAGGGAGAGAAGAAACCCGCCGAGAAGAAGCCAGCAGAGAAGGCGCCAGCAGAGAAAACCAAAGCCGAAAAGAAGAUCCCAAAGGAAGCAUCCUCCACCGACAAGAAGAAGAAGAGAAACAAGAAGAGCGUUGAAACCUACAAGAUCUACAUCUUCAAGGUUCUCAAGCAGGUUCAUCCUGACAUUGGUAUCUCAAGCAAGGCUAUGGGGAUCAUGAACAGCUUCAUCAAUGAUAUCUUUGAGAAGCUCGCUCAGGAAUCUUCCAGACUUGCGAGGUACAACAAGAAGCCUACAAUCACUUCUCGGGAGAUACAGACUGCUGUUCGUCUUGUUCUCCCCGGUGAACUUGCUAAGCAUGCUGUCUCUGAGGGAACCAAGGCUGUUACCAAAUUCACUAGCUCUUGAAUUCGAUACAUUUCUCUAGUUUAUAUAAUUAGGGUUUAUGUAAAGUUUAUUUUGGAUCUACUCGUUUUCAUGUGACAAUUAAUGAAAUUUUAUUUUUCCCUCAA
Medicago truncatula (barrel medic) is the source of this 589-nucleotide messenger RNA. RefSeq names its product probable histone H2B.3. Bases 72 to 485 code for a protein of 137 amino acids. NCBI's taxonomy places the organism in Eukaryota, Viridiplantae, Streptophyta, Magnoliopsida, Fabales, Fabaceae. Gene Ontology annotation, molecular function: structural constituent of chromatin; protein heterodimerization activity; DNA binding. Gene Ontology annotation, cellular component: nucleosome. The record is from RefSeq and is a predicted model, not a curated record. The transcript has a single exon.